Dioscorea cayenensis subsp. rotundata (Guinea yam) is the source of this 1026-nucleotide messenger RNA. RefSeq lists its product as uncharacterized. NCBI's taxonomy places the organism in Eukaryota, Viridiplantae, Streptophyta, Magnoliopsida, Dioscoreales, Dioscoreaceae. The transcript has 4 exons. The record is from RefSeq and is a predicted model, not a curated record. The coding region runs from base 1 to 1026 and encodes 341 amino acids.
AUGGAUGAAAUUUUAGAAGAACAACAUGCAACACUCUUGGUUGCUUAUACUGUUGCUCUCCAUCUCAAUAACCUACUGGUUGUCACUGCUUCAAUGUUGGAAUUCUACCGCUUAAGAUUGAAAAAUAGAAAGCAAAAGAGAAUGAUAAGUUAUACUUAUGAAAGACAUCUCAUUAGGCAAGUAAAUUUUAGAAGAAUGGUGUUUGAUUCAGAUUUGACAUGUAUGGAGAACAUUAGGAUGAAUAUAGCAGCCUUUUACAAAUUAUGUGAUAUGUCUGAAAGUAUUGGUAGGCUUGCCCCAAUGAAAAAUAUGAACAUUAAAGAAAUGGUUGCCUUGUUUCUCUACAUCAUUUCUCAUCAUGCUAAGAAUAGAAUUGUGAAAAGAGAAUUUGUAAGGAGUGGAGAGACAAUAAGUAGACAGUUUGGUCUUAUCUUACUCUCUAUAUUGAGGUUACAUGAAGAUCUAUUUAAGAAGCCAGAUCUUAAUUAUUUAGGUGCCUUAGAUGGGACAUACAUUAAAGUCAAUGUCCCGGAAGUGGGAAAACCUAGAUACAUGACAAGAAAAGGAGAAAUUGCCACUAAUGUUCUUGGCUUUGCAGCAGAUUCUAGGGUAUUGACAAAUGCAAUUUCUAGGCCAAAUGGAUUAAAAGUUCCUCAAGGUUUUUACUAUCUCUGUGAUGCUGGUUAUACGAAUGAAGAGAGAUUCUUAGUUCCAUAUAGAGGCCAACGUUACCAUUUAAAUGAGUGGAGACAAAACAAUCUCUCUCGAUCACAAGAAGAAUUAUUUAACUACAAACACUCAAGUGCGCGCAAUGUCAUUGAAAUAUGUUUUGGACUUUUGAAAAUGAGAUGGGGAAUACUUAGGGACAGGUCUUGGUAUCCCGUUAAAACACAUUGGCGAAUUAUAAGUGCAUGUGCACUACUACACAAUCAUAUUAGGAGGGAGAUGGCUCUUGAUCCACUGGAGGCAGAAUUGGAUGAGUCAUAUAUGGAUUCUCACCCUAUGUCUGAUGCACAAAGUAUCUAG